AUGGUUGGCGCGAUUUUCAUUGCAAUCUUUUCAGGCCUUUUUGUUGCUUGUGUAAUGCUCGCAUCGCCAUUGGGCUUGAUUAACUGGGGUCGCUCCGAGAAACAAGCAAUUGCCAAGGCCGACCAAAUGCCAGGUAUCAAGAAAACGACCAGACUCGAGGAAGAUGACCAAAUCGACGGCAUAGGACGUCAUAAGAUUGAGAUCCAAUGUUGCCUGCGUGACGAGACGAGCUGGUGA
Messenger RNA from Penicillium vulpinum, 237 nucleotides. RefSeq lists its product as uncharacterized. The record is from RefSeq and is a predicted model, not a curated record. NCBI's taxonomy places the organism in Eukaryota, Fungi, Ascomycota, Eurotiomycetes, Eurotiales, Aspergillaceae. The transcript has a single exon. The coding region runs from base 1 to 237 and encodes 78 amino acids.